Penicillium soppii is the source of this 2634-nucleotide messenger RNA. Its product is annotated as polysaccharide lyase family 26 protein. The transcript has a single exon. The coding region runs from base 1 to 2634 and encodes 877 amino acids. The record is from RefSeq and is a predicted model, not a curated record. Lineage: Eukaryota; Fungi; Ascomycota; Eurotiomycetes; Eurotiales; Aspergillaceae.
AUGUCUUCCACAAACGUUCGGUGGCUUAUCGGAGAACACCCAGAAGCACUAAGCAAUGGUGUCUCGUUUGGAAUGCCAUGGGCGAGAGGUGCUCACAUGCCGGGUCAGAAAUUUGUCAUCGAAGCUGGGAACAACACAUAUCCGAUUGAUUCGCGUGAAAUUGCAUACUGGGAAGAUGGGUCUCUGAAAUGGACCGUUCAUUCGAUCAGUAGCCAUGUUACUUACCAAGAAGGAUACACAUUGAAAGCCUGCGAAUGGAAAAAAAAACUUUCGAGGGGGGUAUGGGUUGAGCAGAAAGGACUUGAGAUUUCUGUGAAAUCACGUUACGGGCUGCAGAUCUCGUUUCACAAGCCAGGGAGCUCUUCGGUUUCGAGCAAUAUCAUAUUGCGCGGGGUUACCAUUUGCUCAGGAGCAACGAUGAUCGCGUCAAUUAACCAUGUUCAAUACACAACACGUGUCACGAGCUUGGAAGUUGAAAAUCAGACCUUGAACAGGGUGGUCGUCAAGCUUUCGGGAGUAAUGGAGUGCGAUACCUCGGUCUCUGAUACCCACCUCCCUUUUGAUCUACGAUUCUACAUAUAUUCGGACUCACCCUCUGUCAAAAUAGUUCAUUCCUUUAUCCACGAUCUGAACGCAGAUGAACCGCUUACUUCUCUUGGCAUACGUUUUUCGAUCCCUCUGUCGCGGUCUGAGUUGUACAACCGUCAUGUCCGACUCGGAGGGGCCGGGGGUGGAAGUUUGAAAGAGGAGGUCCAGGGGCUUUCGGGUCUGCGGCAUGGCCCAACAACCCAAACACGACGAGACCAAGCCUGCGGCAAAUCAGUUGUGCUGUGUGAGAAGGAAUGGGAGGGCAGUGAUUUGAAGCGGGCUUUGUCCCAUAUUCCAGCCUGGACAGAAUAUUCUCUCGCUCAACUUUCCUCCGACGGUUUCACGAUAAGAAAAAGAACAAAACCAAAUUGCUCCUGGGUAAAGACUAUCGGUGGUGGUCGUGCAGAUGGAACAGGGUAUGUGGGAUCAGCUGAAUUCGGCGGUUUGGGAGUCGGGAUGUGUGACUUUUGGGAGCGAUACCCGACACAGAUAGAUCUGAGUCAGCUCGAUGAGCAAGAUGGUGUCAUAACCAUGUGGAUUUACUCCCCGUUGUCCGAGCCCUUGGACACAGCCCCAUACCACAACGGACUUGGCUUAGACUCCUACUCUGAUCAACUCGAAGCCUUGAAAGUGACAUAUGAAGACUAUGAGCCAGAAUUUGCCACAGCCAAUGGCAUAGGGCGAACCAAUGUCCUCUUUCUUAGAGGCUACGAAUCUACACCUUCUAAUACGAGUUUUGGUUUGUUUUCCUCCUUUGUCCGCAAUCCACCACGGCUAAUGCCAACAUCAAUGCACAUACACGAAAGUGGAGUCUUCAAUGGAUAUUGCACACCUGAAUAUCGUAUUCUGGGGGUUAGUGCAACGUCAAAAGAGAUUAAUAUUGAGCAACGCCUUGAUGAAUUGUUCAAUUACUAUCACAAACAAAUUGAGCAAAAUCGAUGGUAUGGCUUUUGGGACCAUGGUGACUUUCAGCAUACCUACGAUCCAUACCGCCAUGCAUGGAGAUACGACGUCGGCGGCUUUGCAUGGGAUAACUCGGAGCUGUCCACAGAUCUAUGGCUUUGGAUGUAUUUCCUUCAUACAGGAAGGGCUGAUGUGUUCAAAGUCGCGGAGGCCAUGACCAGACACACUGGUGAGGUUGAUGUAUACCAUUCCGGCAGAUUCAAAGGGUUUGGGACGAGACACGGCGUUCAACACUUCAGUGAUAGCUCAAAGCAGCUUCGAGUUUCCAACGUGCUCUAUCGUCGAUUUUACCUUUAUUUGACAGGAGAUGAGCGCACCAGCGACCUCAUUGAUGAACUUCGGGAUAUGCAAUACUGCCUUUUAUCCCUGGACUCACACCGUAAGGUUCAGGCGCAUGCUACAAUCCCGGAUGGAUUCGCUAUGACAAAUAUUGGGUUGGACUGUGGUGCCUUGGCUGGUGCCUGGCUCACAAACUGGGAAAGAAGAGUGCCAGGAUGGUUGCACUCCCAGCAACUUCUCGUGCGGUUGCUUCAGGGUAUCUCCAACCUCCAACAUGGAAUUGCUGCCAACGCAAUACUGUUAAAUCCCAGCUCUGGCGAGAUUCGUGCAUGCCCGCCACCAACCCCCGAAUAUGCCAUCUCUCAUUUGUCCAUGUUAUUCGGAUUUCCUGAAAUAUUUGCCGAGGUACUUGACUACAUGCGUGAUCAGCAUUCCGCCGAGGUGGAAAGUUUUAUGACUACUUGGACGCGAUACUGCCGGGCAUAUAACGGUAGUCAUGAUGUCCAAUUCAAAGAGUACGGGUUCAAGUUCCCUCUGCAAGCCACAUGGAAGCAAAGCCACUCCACACUAACAGCGUUUGCUGCAAAUUGGGCAAAGGACGGAGCUCUUGCGGAAGCAGCAUGGGACCAAUUUUUCAAUACAGAUGGUUAUGACGCCUCGCAUGACUGGAAAAUUACACAGAUCUCCCCGCCAGAUUAUUUCAGUGAUGGAGAGGAGGCAAAGUGGAUCACAACCAACGAAGCCGCCCGUUAUGGCAUUUCUGCUAUGUCAAACCUCGCAAACAUUCGGGUUCAUCUGAAAUGA